Styela clava is the source of this 5505-nucleotide messenger RNA. RefSeq lists its product as uncharacterized. The record is from RefSeq and is a predicted model, not a curated record. Gene Ontology annotation, molecular function: DNA-binding transcription factor activity; sequence-specific DNA binding. Gene Ontology annotation, biological process: regulation of DNA-templated transcription. Lineage: Eukaryota; Metazoa; Chordata; Ascidiacea; Stolidobranchia; Styelidae.
UUCACCGUCUGUGCAUAGGUUGUCACCGAGCGUAUCGCCGCCUAUGGCGACUACAAUCACCCCACCCCCUGUGCUCACAUUCAUAAAGCAAGAAACUGAUGACGAAGAACAGCAAAGCAUGACGGAACCACCGGUACCAGUGGUAAAAAACAUUAAACUCGAAGAAACAACGACAGAAGAAAAAGUGCCCGUGCAUUUCAAACUGCAAGAUGAUAGCACUGAUUCUGAAAUGCUAAAACAAAGGUUAGAUAUGUACUGGAAAGGAAUGAUAAAAUACCAGCAAAUGCUUCAAAAAGAACAAUCCAAUAAAUUAAACAACGAAUCCCAAAUACUGGAUUAUCAAAACGCGAGCAAAAAAACUGAUGGGGGGGAAGUUUUAUCAGAAACAAAUAUAUUAGAAAAAGCAAAAAAUGUGGUUCAAAAACUAAUUGAAGACGACCAUACAACAAAAACGACAACUACGAAAGAACAACCUCAAAUGCCAUGGCCAAGUUUAACCACAAUAGCUGCCAACAAACAGUUAAGAUCACCAAAAAAUGGUCAAACGAAUCACAUCAGCAGCUUGCCACCUUCCACCAUGAAUAAUGUUACAUUACAACAAGCAUCCCUGCUGUCCCAACAAGCCAUUGCCACCAUGUUAUCUCUCCAAAACAUGCAACAACAACAUUCCUCAAACUUUGGUUUUGGCAGUAUACUCCCCCCACCACCUACACUUGGCCAUUCUAGCGGAAUUGCAGCCAUUGCCUCAACUACCUCAAAUCCAUUUCAACCUCAUACAAGCACUGUAGGUAACAAACCCUCUUCUACUACCUCUACUAGUAUUGCCUCAGGUACCCCUCGCAACCUCUCUCACUCUCCUACCUCUCAUAAUAAUAAUAAUAAAGAUGAUACUCGUAAAAACCCUCAUGAAAUGCCGCUGGACCUCUCCAUGCCUUUGACGGGUAAAAAAAGAUCUCACGACUCGAUACCGAAGCUGCUUGCUAAGUCUGUAUCACAACAGGAUUCAAAAUACGAUCGGCCGCUGUCGCAUGGAAACACAAAUAAAGAUAAGAAAAAUAAAAAUCCAGUUUCACUAGCCAGCAUACAGAGCAAUUUCCCAAACCUCCUAAAUAACCAAUCUCAAUCGAGAUCUGCACAAAAAGCUGCUCUUGAGGCCCACAUUCAAAACGGACUGGCCAAUGAUGUUAUCCCUGCCGUUAAUGGGCCUUUCACUUCCCUUUAUCAAAAACACGACAACCCAGGACAUAUGAUCCAAGCUGCUUUAGCAGUAGCAGGUAACAAGACGUUAAAUGAAUUGACCCAGGGUAAUGUACCCCCGCUACCAAUUCAACAAUGGAUAUUAGCUGCGGUCUCAGCUCAGAAAAUGCAACAAAUGGCGCUCAACCAAAUCUCUCUUUUUCGACAAUGUCAACAAGCGACCAGUCAACCAGAUCCUCCCAAAAAGCGACAAAAAAUGGACAAUGGUGUUUCUCCUUAUCAACAUUUUGGAUCUUCUCAUGCAGGGAUUAUGCAAACACAAACUGGAAAUACAUACUCUCAACCUCCUCAGAAUCCAAGUCGCCACUCUCCUGCCAAUCCCCACUUCACUCCAAAUCGGCCAAAUAAUUUUUCAUCUUCCAACAAUAGAAGUCCCAAAACCUCAGCUUCCCCUACUCUUUCUCCCGAUUCCACUCAAAGCCAGUCUGGAAAACGCUAUAGGCGUUACGCUAAACCCCCCUAUUCAUACGUAUCCCUCAUCACUCUCUCCAUUCUUUCUUCCCGUGAAAAGAAACUCAGACUCUCUCAGAUUCUGAGAAGGAUAUCUGAGAUGUUUCCAUUUUUUAAUGGGUCCUAUCAAGGCUGGAGAGACUCAGUUAGACACAAUCUUUCACAGAAUGAAUGCUUUGUUAAGGUAUUGAAAAACCCUUAUCGGCCAACAGCAAAAGGAAAUUUCUGGACUGUUAAUCUCAGUUCGAUACCUCACGAACUUUUGCUACGACAAAACACAUUGGUGUCAAGAUAUGCCCAAGAUUCUGGUUAUCGCUAUCGCAAAGAUCUUUCAGAAGUUUUCGAUCUCAGAACAGGAGCUUUGAAGGUAUCUGUCCCUCGUCAUUUACUUCGAGAAUCUGGGGAUUCGAAUAUGUCAGCACUUUCCGAGGAUCCUGCAGCGGUAAUGGAAGCGAUUCUUUUGGAAGAAACGAGUGAGGAUGAAUCUAAUGAUUAUAAGGAUAAAAUCUCACCGGAAGUUCGCCAAUUUACGCUUGAGGAUCUGUUUAAUCAACAAGAGGAUGGAGAGGAAGAUUCUCUAUUAUCAUCUGGAAGAACUAGAGGAAGAUCCAAGCCAGUGUUGCAUCAUGCAUCUCCACCUCAACCACCAACGAUUCUGCCUCAGUCAUUUUCACCUUCACUUUUUCAACCUGGCAACCCAUUUAUGACUCAGACUCGUGACAGUCCUUCGAUGGUUCACGACAUGCAAGCUUCACUUCAGAAUCGUGCUUUAGAUGCACAUGCACAUAGUUUUGCAAAUUUGAGGAUGCUACCACAGUCACUUCUACCAGGAGCAACUCCGCAGAUUCCUUUGGCUUUGUCUAACGAGUCUCAAAAUCCUUUCGCUGCAGCACAAACGGCAUUGCUUAGUAAAGCCCUUGCAGCAACACAAUUUCAAGGUCUUCCGAUGUUUCAAAAAAUGUUCUAUGCGAACCAGAUGCCUCAAAAUGGCGGAGUCACGCCUUUGUCGUCAUACAAUCCACCACUUUCGAAAACCCCAUCGCCCCCGGCAACAAGUAUAAGUCACAUCAGUCCAAUACCAAGAAGGGCAACACCAAGUCCGGCUAGAAACAACAACCAAGACCAAGAGAGCAGACAAAAUACAUUUCCCGAUCCUCCUUCGUCUUUGAAGAAAAAUAAACGCAAAGGCGGGCAACCAGUGCGUUGUACGAAUGAUGACAACAGUCCAAUGGUUUCUGCAGUUGACAGUUCAGUCUCUCCUCAAAUCUCGUUUACACUCCCGGCUUCUACGUCGUUGGCGACCCCUUCGAGGACCUUUUCGAGCGAGGCUGAUUCCAUCGCUACUUCGACCAAUCAAUUCUCGUCCUCAAUAAUGUCGUCAUCCUCGUCGAAAAGUCAGACUUCUACCUCACCUCGUCACGACGAUUCUUCUGAAUUUGAAGAAAAUCGUCAAAAUAUGUAUUCAAUCAAUCGUCACGAAACACAAGCUGCGACUGGAAUCUCUGGAUUUCAAGCGCUCAGAAUGUUUGGUACUCAAUCAUUGUAGAUUGAGAAUACCCACUCGGAAGAAGAAGUCUACUUUCAUAGUUUACUAUAAUACUGGUUGGAGUAUUUACCUGUAUUUGUGCUGAAUUUGAAAGACUUAUUUAUACUGAAUACCUCAUUUUUUGAUUAAUUACACGUCACCUCUCAACAUUUUACGCUGUAAAUAUUUGCCUUUAUAAUUUUUUUUUAAACUCAGGUAUCCUGUUAUUGCUUGUAUAGGCUUCAUUGAUCAUCUUUAGUCACCAUACAGAAGCCAACAUUGCUAAUUGCUGAUAUAAAUAUAUUAUCAUUAAUAUUAUGUGCCUUUUAUGUUUCAGUUUAUUCCCAAAGUGCUCCUUUUGAACAUUAUGUUGCCAAUCUUGAUUUUUCUGGUGCUUUACGAAUCCGAUUUUGGUGCCUUUUUGGAAAGUGUUCCCAAUUAUUUUUUGUUCUCAAGGGGAACAUAACAAUUGUUCGCUUUAACGCAAAUUUACAGUAUUGUACUGUAAAAUUCCUUUUCGGAAAUUAGCAUUGUUUUGCUUAUGUAGCAUAUUGAAUAUUAAUAAUUAAUGGUACUAAUUUUUGUAUAAUCAUAUAUAGGUGCUUUUUAGGCUCUUUCCAUUGUUCCCAAACUUGUAUAUAUUUUCCCUAUAAUACCUACUUUUCAUAUUUUUUUUUGCCAUAUCUCAGUCAGAAUGUGUUUGCUACAAUCGGAAUUUGACACUCUAUAACAAUUCCUAUUAAUAUAAAUGAAUGUCUUCGUAUAUAUAGAAUUUGGUCAGCCCUUAAUUAAUCAGAUUAAAAAAUUCAAAUAUUUUGAGUUGUGCAUACUGUAUAGUGGUCGAGUUUUUUAGCUUUUGAACCCAAGAAAUACUUUUUUUAUGUUUGUAUUUUUGACAUAUUUUUUCAUAACAUGCUAAGAACGUGUCCGCAGACACUUUUCUAACGGGAAAAUGCGUAUUUAAAAUUUUAAUUUAUCAGCUCGCAUCAAUAUCAUAUCCUCCAUCAGGCUCUUACUUACGUCCAUAUAAAUGCUGCUUAUUGCAAAAUACAAUACCUCAAAUGGAUUUUUAAUUUGUUUUUUUUUCUUUUCAUUUUUGUGUUACACUAUAAAGACACAACAUGGCUACCUCAAGUCAAAAAUUUAAAAAUCGAGUGCUGCAAUGCUAAGUCCAUAAACAAAAAACCUCUUUUCACCUAGACACUGUUUUAUUUUGUGGCUAUUGUGUAAUUAACAAAUUUAACUGCUUUAUCAAACAAAAACACAGAUAAAGAUAUAUUACUCUAAUCUAAAUUCAAAAUUUGGCUUAAAAAUUAAAUAUUGCAAUUUCCCCUAUAAUAAUAGAUUUACAAUCCUCGACCAAAUAUAAGCCAUAAAUGAUUUGAUUCCUCCACCAUGCUUGUCCAAAAUUUAAAAUUUUGCGGGAUUUGAACAAAAACAUAUCUGGCUGACAAUGUCACUUUGAUCAAAUAUGAUAAUACCUAUAUUUUUUUUGCCACAAUAAUUAUGAUUUCUUUUCUAUUAUUUUUUAUAUUUAUUUCUACUUUUAACUCUAUAACAACAAUAAUUGUGCCAAUAUCUUCGCCGGGCCAACAAAUACACAUAAGACUUGAUCAUUACACCUCUAUAAUUUUUUGUAUUUUCACAUAACUAUAUUGCUAUUAUUGCAAUAUAGUAUUUUUCGUAAUGGAAUUUAAUAAUAAUAAUAAUACAGACCUCAUUCCUAUUUUCCCUUUCACUGCCAAACAGCGAGUUACCUUUUUGUAUUUUUUUUUUGAAAAAGUAAUGGUUUUUAAUGUUUUAUUUUGUUAUUGAUAACCUCAAUAUUGGACAAUUGCAAAAUUAUACUCAUUUUUGAUUAUUGAAUAAGUUAUGACAAAUCGCAUACAAUUUUAACAGUCUGUCAUUGGUGUUCCACUCUUUGAAGCACCUAGACUCGUAACUCCUAACUUCGCUCAGAGAUCAAUCUCUUGUAUUUCUGAGUGAGUGUGAGUGACUUUGCUCAUGAAAAAAUAGUCUUCCUAUUCGUUAUUUGAGUAAAAAUUCAACAAGCAAAGCAAAGCGAAAAAUUCAAUCGUUUACCCAGAGUAUAUUCUUAUUUUACAAACCAUAUUAUUUGAUGAGGAAUUUCAGUUUUAUGGCAAUUAUUGAGUAUGGAGAUUAAUGUUUCACUUUUCUGAUUUUUCUUUUCAAACUCGUUAAAAAGUGCCUUUUCUUGGAAAUGCAGUAAUCUUUUUUUUGUGUGAAAUAAACUACCUGAAUACUGGCUGAAA